UUGAUGCAGUUAAAGCCUUUAGAAUUUUCUGAAUGCCUGACGGAUUCUCCCUUUUUCCGCCAAAAUUUGCAUAAACACGAAAUUGAUGUAGAGCAACAAUGUAGAAAAAUUCUUUCUUAUUCGACAAAACUCAGCUUAGCCCAAAAGCAUUUGGCAGAAACUUUAAGUGACUUCAAAUUGGGAAUGAUUGGGACGAUGUCUGAAGAUGAUAUGGCAAUGGCUAAUUAUACUAAACAACUGGCUAAUGUUAUUAUAAUGAUAGAAGAACAUCGUUCCAAAACAAUUCAAGAGACUGGAGAGCUUUAUUUGUCCCCUCUUUUGGCAAUGGUUGAAAAAAUUAAUCGUGCGAGAGAUGGACGUCAAAGAUACAGCAAAGAAUCAGGAAAAUUUUAUCAAGCAUUGGAAAGAAAUUUAAACCUUAAAGUUACUACAACGUCAAGAAAAUCUGAUUUUACCUCCAUAGAUGCCCAAUUAGCUGUGCAACAAAAAAGUUUUUGUCAAGCAUCGUUAAAUUAUGUAACUGAAAUUCAAAAUGUGCAAGAAAAUGUUAGAAUUGAAUUUGUGCAGACUAUUAGCUCUUUUCUUUAUCAAUGGCUCUUAUUUUAUCACAUGGCAAAUGCAAUACAAAAAGAUUUUCAAUAUACUUACAGCGAAAUUAAUGACAAAAUAUUAAAAGCAAAAGAAAACUUUGAAGUACAACAAAUUGAGGCUAAUGAAUUAAAAAAGAAAAUGUUGGUUACUUUUAUGAGACAUUCGGUUUUUCAAUCCGAAACUGAUAAAAGUGGAAAUUCAAAUAUUGGUGAUGAUGGUGAACCCUUAUCUCCCGGUGCUUUGGGUGGAGGUGCUAUAAGUUCUAUUAAACAAGGAUAUUUAUAUAUGCAUGAUCCUAUACGUUUAUUGCCAAAAACUAUAAGUAGAGAUGUCCUUUCUCGUAGCAAUUGGACAAAAUAUUAUUGUGUUUAUUCGAGGGAAACAAAAAUAUUUACUUUUAUUCCAACGACUAAUGUUGUCAAAACGGAUGUCAAAGGCGUUUCUUUUAAAAAAUUGCAAUGCACCCGUCGUGCACCUGAUUCUAUAGAUAAAAGAUUUUGUUUUGACGUUGUCCCAGAGAGUCGAACAGAAGUGCUGACAUUUCAAGCUUUAAGUGAAAUUGACUGCCAGCAAUGGCUUGAAACUAUGGAUGGCCAGGAAACUGUUUAUGGAAGUGCAACAAACGCUUCUCCUGCUUCUUUGACAAUGCUUGAUGAACACGGUUUCGAAUUUAUUGAACGUUGUAUAAAUGUUAUAGAAGAGAAAGGAAUUACUGAACAAGGAAUUUAUAGAAAUUGUGGAGUAAAUUCAAAAGUUCAAAAAUUAAUGCAACAUGCUCUAGACCCUCAUCACCAUAACAAACGUUCUGCUUCAGACAAAUUAAAUUUACUCACAGAUUCUGAUUUGGAAUUAAAAACUGUUUCUUCUGCAAUUAAAACUUUUUUAAGAAAUUUACCAGAACCUUUAAUGACUUAUGAAUUACAUCAACAUUUUAUUAAUGCCGCUAAAUUACACGACGGAAAUCAACGAGUUCAACAUAUUCACUAUUGGGUAUAUAAAUUACCUUCUUCACAAAAGAAUAUGUUGGAAAUGGUGAUUUAUUUUGAGAUAUUUAUAAAAAAAUUUUAA
This is a messenger RNA of Meloidogyne enterolobii, 1659 nucleotides long. NCBI's taxonomy places the organism in Eukaryota, Metazoa, Nematoda, Chromadorea, Rhabditida, Meloidogynidae. The record is from the annotation of a GenBank genome assembly.